Acanthoscelides obtectus is the source of this 1886-nucleotide messenger RNA. The record is from the annotation of a GenBank genome assembly. NCBI's taxonomy places the organism in Eukaryota, Metazoa, Arthropoda, Insecta, Coleoptera, Chrysomelidae.
AAAACGGACGUUGAAGUUCACAUAUUCGAUAUUUGUAAUCGCUGUUUUUGACUAAGAGCAUCGGUCACAACCACUUUAUGCAGUCAAAAGUGUUUUUAGCGGAGACCUUAAAAUGGAAAACGUAAUGCUGAAUCCAUCGCAGACUCAGAUAAAAAUAGUGGAUUUUGGCCUGAGCAACACCUGGCGGCCUGAUGCACCGUUGCGAACCCACUGUGGUUCACCAGAGUAUGCUGCCCCUGAACUCUUCAUCACCGGAAAACAGUAUGGUCCGGAAGUUGACCUAUGGAGUUUAGGCAUCAUUCUGUACGGCAUGGUGUUAGGGCAGCUGCCGUUCGUGAGCUCUAACAAAAACGAUCACUUGUCGUCUCAAGAACGUCGCAAACAUCUGGUGGCUCAGAUCAACAAAGGCCUCGCUUCUUCACAUCGAAAGGCGCUAGCCAUGUUCUCAUCGGACUUCAGGGCGCUUAUGUCAAGACUUCUGGUAUCAGAUUCAUCAAAAAGGAUUGGUGCGAAGGAACUGCUAAUACACCCGUGGAUAACAGAUAAAGCGAGAAAAGUAAUUCGAACAUAUCCGAUGAAACCUGUGGACCCUUUUUGGCAAAAUAAGAUGAUCUCGCAGAUUGCCAAUAUAGCCCAAACAGAUAUAGACAUAGCACUGAAGGCAGUACAAGAAGAACCUCUCGGAAAAAUUGGGGGUAUCUACAAUAUACUGCUGCACAGAUUUCAGCUGAACCAGUUGCGUGGGGACGGUGUUGUGAAGAAGGUACCUGCUUUGUCGUUGAUGGAACUGGAGGCCAACAAAAAGGCUAAAGAGAAGGAAACUCUAAAGAUAUACACGGAAAGACCAGGGUCCAGACGGGGAUCAGAGAGGCCGUAUACGCAUUCAUAUGCAUAUAAAAGGAUGGAGUACUGCACACCGCGUCUUUCAGUACCUAGUGAACAGGUGACCAUACCAGAGACAGUACGACCUGAUACCUGUCCAAUAGCCACGACUAGGAAGACACCGAUUAGCCGAAGGCUCAAAAUGACUGAAGCACCACUACAAUCCAAAGAAAUGGUCAAUACUCAGAGUAUUUACGAUUAUAGGCAAGUUUAUCACGAGCCAAAAAUUACUCCACUCAUAGAUUACAGAAAUAUCAAGGACCCAACGCUAAGAAGGAAAGCAUACUCAGCAACUAUAACCCCAAAGACGCAUCGACCUUAUUCUCCUACGAAAGUUGUUGCUAAAACAUCGGAAAGGGAGACAACGCAAAUAGAAGUUCCAUCAACAAAAUAUACACCACCAAAAAAAGGUGUUGGGGAUCCUCAGGAACCUAGAAUCAUAACAUUACAUUCUAGAGUCAAAUCAACUUCCGUUCAAAAACCCAGGGAAUCACAGAACAUUACGCAUCAAUCUCGCCCGGUUACCAGUAACCAAAAAAGCCGCCCUACUGCCAUCAGCCAAAAAGUCUGUUCGACACCUCCUAGUCAGCAACUUCGUAAUGCCAGUGAUAGCGCCCGAUGCAAAUCUGAUCACAAGAAGAUCACUGUUCCGAAGGAUCACUUCUAUUCUAUGAUGAAUUCAGCAAUUAAACUCCAAGGAAACCAAAUUAAGCCAAAAACAACAACAUGCACGUCACGGAUGAAGAAAAUUGAAGUUGAAAAUUGGGAAAAAUCACACUUGGCAUAUGGUGAUAUGAAUCGUAUACUUACAGCUCCACAGAAACAGAGGAAGGCUCCCAUCUACGACCCUAUUGCCAGAUCGAUCGCUGAAUACAUAUCCAAUAAUGUACCGGACAAACUGCACAACUUACCUUGGCUCAGAAGCUAAAUAUAAGGGGACAAUGUAAAAGUGUAUAGGAUUCAACAUGUAACUUAUAAUUGUAAAUAAACACACAGGAAAGUAA